Messenger RNA from Aspergillus thermomutatus, 1845 nucleotides. RefSeq lists its product as uncharacterized. Gene Ontology annotation, molecular function: FAD binding. The record is from RefSeq and is a predicted model, not a curated record. Bases 1 to 1845 code for a protein of 614 amino acids. Lineage: Eukaryota; Fungi; Ascomycota; Eurotiomycetes; Eurotiales; Aspergillaceae. The transcript has 6 exons.
AUGUCCCCAUCAGUGACGAGCGAGAAAGUAUUGGAAGAGGUCCCAAUCCUCAUCAUCGGCGGCGGUCCUUCGGGAUUGCUGCUCGCAUUCAUGCUGUCUCAACUUGGAGGUAAUCCCAGUAUCUACCUCUUAGACAAUGCAAUGCCGAAUGCUUACUGUCAAGUUCAAUCCCUGAUUGUCGAGAGAUAUCCAACCAGACUCGCUGCCCCCAAGGCGCACGCGCUGUCCCCACGUUCUCUCGAAAUCUGCCGCCAGUUCGGACUGGACGUCAACGAGAUCCGCAAGAUCGGUACACCGCGACGGGAUGCGUACUGGGUUAACUUUAUCACCAGUCUGGACGGAAAGCUGGUGGGCCGUUUGCCGUAUGAGCGAAUGGAUGCGGACGUGCUGGAUAUGAUUCACAACAUCCCCCAGCCUGCGUUUGAAGAGGUUGUGGCUCGAAGAGUGUCGAAAAGUCCUCUGUGUGAGAUUCGCAAGAAUCAUUCAUUCGUGGGCCUGGAGCAGUUUGACGAUCAUGUCCUCACCACCAUUGAAGAUCGCAGUCUGCGAAGAGAAUACAUUGUGAAAUCCAGACAUGUCGUCGCCUGUGACGGGGCUAAAAGCGCCGUCCGGAGAUUUCUCGGUGUUGAAAGCGAGGGCGAGGACUCUUAUGAAACGAUGAUGACGAUCCAUUUCAACGCAGACUUGCGACCUGUCGUGGGAGAUCGCGUGGGCAUGCUGCAUUGGGUCAUGGACCCGGAGGUCUCGGGGUUCAUCAUCGGAUACGAUCUUUCGGGCAAUCAGGUCUUGAUCUGCAACUUUGAUGCCGAGAGACAUCCUGCGGAAUCGUGGAAUGAGGAACUCUGCCGGAAGAUAGUGGAUGGGGCCAUUGGAAAGGGAGUCAAGUACGACGUGCUCUCUUAUCGGCCUUGGGUACUGAGCAGAAAGGUGGCCAACAAGUACAAGAUUAACAGAGUCUUUUUAGCAGGAGAUGCAGCGCAUUCGUUCCCUCCAACAGGUGGAUUGGGCCUGAACUCUGGAUUAGGCGACGUGCACAACCUCGCAUACAAGCUCGCAGCCGUCCACAAAGGCUGGGCUGGGGAUGGCCUUCUGGAAAGCUACGAGGCUGAUCGGCGUCACGUUGCGAUUGUAAACUCCCAGCAAAGCGUGAAGAACGGACUCAAGAUCUUCGGGCUAUUGAAGAAACUCGGCACGACAAACAAGAAUGUCGAGAUAGCCCGGGAGCACCUCUAUCGGAACCUGCAAGAUCCGCAAGCAGUGGCCGAGAUCGAACAGGGCAUCGAAGAGCAACGAGAACACUUUGAUAAUCUCGGCCUACACAUUGGAUAUGUGUACGGGGACACGGGCAUUCCCGAAUGUGCCUCGGUGUUUCAGCCCGUCUGUAGGCCCGGUGCUCGUCUGCCCCAUGCGUGGAUUCGGAUAUUGCCUUCGGCAGACGUGCAGUUGCCUCCAAUCGACUCUUCAUACGUGUCGGAGCUGUCGGCUGAACAGGUCAAGUGGAAAGAAUAUUCCGCUCUGGACUUGUGUGCGUUCGACUCUUCCACGAUCAUCGUGGAUAGUGCCAGAUCGCACCAGUGGGGUUCGUACAUUGAGCAGUUGAAGGAGCAAUUACCCGCUGUCAUUGCCAGUACUUUGUCUAUCCGGAUGCUCAUCCUUGGGAAAGACUUUGAGCUGGCGCCUGGGGCGGAAGGACGGCGUUGGAUUAGGCUGAUGGGAUUGGAAGAAGGACAAGCAAUCCUCAUCCGGCCGGAUCAGCACAUUCUGGCUUGCUUUGACUCAGCCACGGCUGAAGUGAGAGAUCUUUUGCAUACUUUGCAGGAUCAUCUAGCUUGGUCAAUUGAGUAG